Messenger RNA from Racocetra persica, 238 nucleotides. Lineage: Eukaryota; Fungi; Glomeromycota; Glomeromycetes; Diversisporales; Gigasporaceae. The record is from the annotation of a GenBank genome assembly.
AUGGAAGGAUAUGAAGAAUAUGCCGUUAAUGAUAAUGCGCUAUAUGAAUUUACUGUAACUGAUAACGCAUCAUACAGUAAUAUCCAGAGCAAUUUUGCUGCUAAUGAUAUCCUAGGUAUUAUAAGAGAUUUUUUAUGUAGCAAUGAUCAAGAUAAUCGUGAAGUUGGAGAUAUUAUGAACUGUGAAAAUGCUAAACACGAGAAUCUUAUACCAUAUAACUAUUAUAAUUUGAUAGAAG